Molecule: messenger RNA, 234 nt
Organism: Acanthamoeba castellanii str. Neff
Lineage: Eukaryota; Discosea; Longamoebia; Acanthamoebidae
Exons: 3
Coding region: 1-234 (77 amino acids)
Source: RefSeq, a predicted model, not a curated record
AUGGAGGCGGUGGAGCUGGAGGAUCCCUCUGCGCACAUCAAGGCGCUGUGGGAGUCGCACCUGGAGCUGAAGACUCAGCUGGUCACCAGGGACGACUUCGCAUGGAACCUGCCCUCGCUGCCCACCUCCGCACCACCCCCGGACGACGCUGCCGCUCGCGGGGGUACUGAGGAGAAGGAGGAGCUGCGCUUCAUUGGCGGUGUCGACAUCAGCCGAGCGCAUGGUCAAGCUUGA